Messenger RNA from Saccoglossus kowalevskii, 1014 nucleotides. RefSeq names its product caspase-6-like. Gene Ontology annotation, biological process: apoptotic process; positive regulation of neuron apoptotic process; proteolysis. The record is from RefSeq and is a predicted model, not a curated record. Gene Ontology annotation, cellular component: cytoplasm. Gene Ontology annotation, molecular function: cysteine-type endopeptidase activity. NCBI's taxonomy places the organism in Eukaryota, Metazoa, Hemichordata, Enteropneusta, Harrimaniidae.
UCGGCGCUGGUAUUGUUAUUUUGUACACUGCCACUCUUCGACCCGCUAUUACUCAACAUGUCUGAUGAUACUGGUAAAACGGCAGAAAAGACACCCGAUGCAAGUAAUGAUAGUGAUGGUUUGGAUACGUCUAUUGAUGCCAGGGGAUCUGCUAGGAUUGCUGCAAGGUCCCGCGUGACUGGAAUCAGUGCAGGGAUCAGGUCAUUGGGAUUGAUGGACAAAGAUGUACUCGAUGCAUACAACAUGAACCACGGGACGAGAGGACAUGCACUUAUAUUCAACCAUGAAAACUUUCACUGGAGUGUAGGAAUGAAUAGAAGAGCCGGAACGCAGAUUGACGCAGACAAUUUGAAUGAUAGAUUUCGUGAACUGGGUUUCACUACUCAUGUACAUCAAGACGUCAGUACUGUUAGGGUCAGAGAGAUUAUAUUUGAAGCCGCCCGUGCCGACCACUCAAACUAUGAUGCUUUCAUCUGUGUCUUUCUAAGUCACGGUGAUGACGGUAUUAUUUACGCUCAUGAUGGCGUUCUUCGGUUACAGGAUUUGAUGAAUCAGUUUAGGGGCGAUGUAUGUCCAUCUUUAGCUGGAAAACCAAAGAUUUUUUUCAUACAAGCAUGCCGAGGGGAUCAACAUGAAAUUGGUGUUGAUGCGCCAGAUGAGCCGGAUUCUGGUCCUAUGCCAGAUGAGCGAAUGACUGUGGCAGAUGCCGGAACACAACCUACUAUACCUGCUGGUGCCGACUUCCUAGUUGCUUAUUCUGUUACACAAGGUUAUUUUUCUCACCGUGAUACACACUACGGUUCUUGGUUUGUUCAAGCUUUAUCUUACAUAUUGGCCACCUAUGGAAACGAAUUAGAAAUCUGUGAGAUGUUGUCAAUGGUAAACAGAAUGGUAUCGCAGCGACAAGUAGAGAGAGCAGUAGACCAAGAAAUGAUUGGCAAAAAACAAGUUCCAUGUUUCCUAUCCAUGUUAACUAAAAAACUUUAUUUCCCUAGGAAAGUACAUCAUACCUAA